ACACGCGCUUCAACUUCGGUUGGUGUGUGUCGAAGAAAACCUCGGAGAACAACGGAGAAGGUCCACCGAGCCUCGCGAAAGGUCCGCUGAGCGUUCUCCCAGCCGGAGUCUCUCCGGCUGCGGAGCACCCAGCGGAACCCUCUCGCCUGGCACAGGUGUGGGACCCUCUUCCUUCCUGUCCUCGCAGAGGAGUCUACGCGUGGUGAGUAUGCGAAACAAAAAGCUUUUGAAAACAAAGAGAAGGCGGGGUGGAAGAGGAGGCCAGGAUCCUGGCCUCCCCCCCCACAGGAGUGACACCACACCUGAAGCAACAUCUGGGAGAGCUCUUCCCACCCCCACAGUCAAUCUGGGGCCUGACUGCCCCCCCCCUCCUCCACCUCCUCCCCCCAACGACCCCAACAUCCCCUCUACUUCUGGAUGUUCAGGCAGUGCUCAGAGGGCCCAGGUCAACCCUAACGGAGAAAGAAGGAGAGACAAUCUCUCUGAAGAGAUCAACAACCUGAGAGAGAAAGUCAUGAGGCAGUCCGAGGAGAACAACAACCUGCAGAACCAGGUGCAGAAGCUCACAGAGGAGAACUCCAACCUUCGGGAGCAAGUUGAAGAAGAGGAAGAAGAGGUAGUAGAAGAGGGGCCACAGCAGCAGCAGCCCCAGCAGCAGCAGCCCCAGCAGCUGCCUCAGCCCCAACCAGAGCCACAGCCAGAGCCACAGCCACAGCCACAGCCACAGCCACAACCACAGCCACAGCCACAGCAGCCCACUAUCACUGAGGAAAAUGAAGAUGAGCUCUGUGGUGCAGCUGCUGCUGCUGUUCCAGCUACUCCCAUAGAAGAAGAGUGCUCAGAAGACCUCCCAGAGAAGUUUGAUGGCAACCCAGACAUGCUGGUUCCCUUCAUGGCCCAGUGCCAGCUCUUCAUGGAAAAGAGCACCAGAGAUUUCUCAGUCGAUCGCGUCCGAGUCUGCUUCGUGACCAGCAUGAUGACCGGCCGUGCUGCCCGCUGGGCCUCUGCAAAACUGGAGAGGUCCCACUACCUGAUGCACAACUAUCCAGCCUUCAUGACCGAAAUGAAGCAUGUCUUUGAAGACCCUCAGAGGCGCGAGGCUGCCAAGCGCAAGAUCAGACGUCUGCGCCAAGGUAUGGGAUCAGUUGUCGAUUAUUCCAAUGCUUUCCAGAUGAUUGCCCAGGAUCUGGAUUGGAACGAGCCUGCGCUGAUUGACCAGUACCACGAGGGCCUGAGCGACCACAUUCAGGCAGAGCUGUCACGCCUGGAAGCUGCCAAAUCCCUGUCAGCACUGAUCAGCCAGUGCAUCCACAUUGAGAGAAGGCUGGCCCGGGCCGCUGCAGCUCGCAAACCACGCUCCCCUCCCCGAGCGCUGGUGUUGCCUCACAUUGCGAACCACCACCACCAGGCUGACCCAACCGAGCCCGUGGGAGGUGCCCGCAUGCGCCUGACCCAGGAAGAAAAAGAAAGACGCAGAAAAUUGAACCUUUGCCUCUACUGUGGGAAUGGAGGUCACUACGCCGACAACUGUCCUGCCAAGGCCUCAAAGGCCUCACCGGCGGGAAACUCCUCGGCCCCGCUGUAGAGGGACCUUCAGCGACCGGGCCAGAAAUAAUAAGGUCCCUUCCCACCGACGACGCUUCAACUCCUCACCUGCAAGUAAUGAUCCAGAUUCAUCUGCCGGGAAGACACACCUUGUUUGUCCGAGCCAUGAUAGAUUCUGGUGCUUCAGGUAACUUCAUUGACCACGAAUAUGUCGCCCAAAAUGGCAUCCCACUGAGAAUCAAGGACUGGCCAAUACUUGUAGAAGCAAUUGAUGGACGUCCCAUAGCAUCAGGCCCAGUAGUCCAUGAAACACACAACAUGAUUGUUGACCUGGGUGACCACCGUGAGGUGAUGUCAUUUGAUGUGACUCAGUCUCCGUUCUUCCCUGUUGUCCUGGGGGUGCGUUGGCUGAGCACACAUGAUCCCAACAUUACAUGGAGCACCAGAUCAAUUGUCUUCGAUUCUGAAUACUGCCGAUACCACUGCCGAAUUUAUUCGCCAAUACCACCACCACUCCCACCACCAACACAGCCGACAUUUUAUUACCCAGUAGAAGGUUACAGAGUUUACCAUCCAGUGAGGUACUACUAUGUCCACAAUGUGUACACUCCAGUAGACGAGCACGUCUACCCAGAUCACCGGCUGGUUGAUCCCCACAUUGAAAUGAUACCUGGAGCACACAGUAUUCCCAGCGGGCACGUGUACUCCCUGUCUGAACCUGAGAUGGCUGCUCUGCGAGAUUUUGUGGCCAGAAAUGUCAAAGAUGGACUGAUUACUCCUACAAUUGCACCUAAUGGAGCCCAGGUUCUCCAGGUGAAGAGGGGGUGGAAACUGCAGGUUUCCUAUGAUUGCCGUGCUCCCAACAGUGUCACCAUUCAGAAUCAGUACCCACGUCUCUCUAUCCCAAAUUUGGAUGACCAAGCUCACCUGGCAACGUAUGCUGAAUACGUACCUCAGCUACCUGUAUACCAUGCCUACCACUACCCAGCAUAUGCCGCAUACCCGACUUAUCCAGUAGGAUUCGCCUGGUACCCAGUGGGAAGAGAUGGACAUGGACGAUCGCUCUAUGUCCCCGUGAUGAUCACUUGGAAUCCACAUUGGUACCGCCAGCCUCCAGUACCCCAAUAUCCACCACCGCAGCCGCCGCCACCUCCUCCACCACCGCCACCACCUCCGUCUUACAGCACCAUGUAAAAAAUUUUCAUGUCCUUCAAGAUCUCUGCCCUCAAAUGUAUUCCUGUUCAGCUUCUCAAUCAGUGACUGUGUGCUAAAGUUAGGGCUUCUGCAUCUUCAGGCUAACCUAGGUACAUCCUUUCUGAAAUGGCACCAGAAGGUCAGGGCCAUCCUGGACUGGCACACACCCUAAAGUACCAAAAGACCUUUAAUAUUUAACAACCAAUUAUCUCUCAGUUUUCCAACUUGACUGCCAAUCAAAUUAAAAUUCAUAAGUUUACUUUCUUGGAAGUCUAGGUUAACUUGCUGAAACCUCUGUCACCAACUGAAUUAUCAGCUGCCAGAUUUCCUCGAUUAACAUUUAUAGAGAAGCUGAUGUAAACACAGGAAAUGCUGUUUUCUUUAAGGAGGGGGAGACAAGAAGGAAGAGGAGGACAUGCCCUUUGCAGUCUCGGUACUCUCUUUACAUCACUAGAGGACUGACGCCUUAUUAAGGAAGCCAAACUUAAUUGGUGCAGUGUAAAUGGCUUCCGUGAUCUUUUUGCUGCACCUUUAGAAACUUCACCAUCUUCAAACUCCACUUGCAUGGUUCCGUUAACUCUCAAGGAGCAGCAACUUGACCAGUUCUCCCAGGAGCAGGCAGGAGGCCUGCAAUGGAAACAACUCAGGCCUGAGAAUGAAGUACCCUCUCAAAUGGAACUCUGCAUGUUAAGUGUGUGCCUUCACAUCCUGGUGCAAAUCACGUGUGCCCAAGGACUCUGGCUUUAUCACAACACCUUACCAUCAUCAUGCCAGCAAUGGCUUUCACAAAACGUAAACCUGGUAACCAGAGACUAUUGGUGGUUCCAGACAUUUUUGAUAUUUGUGAAAUGUGACCACCUCUUAAUCAUGCAUGAGGGCUAAUGAGUACUGAAGUAAAAGGACUCCAAAAUCCCAUGCCCAAGUCUUAAUAGACUCUGAAUUAAUGUUACCAUCAUGUCCUGGUACUUCUGAAAGGAUUAUCAUGAAUGUUGUUAAUUGGCUGAAAGAUCAUCACCUGAAGUCUUGGGACUAUCUAUCCAUUUUCUCUGCCUCCAUAUGCAUCUGGGUAUUUCAUCAUCAGUCCUCUCACUAAACUGUAGCAUUAAGAUCCUGAGAGGGGGAAAAUGAUGUUUUGAAGAGGAGAAAUUGGGGCACUGGACAUGUAAUUACUUUAAAAGGAUCAGAGUCCGCAUUCUGGGGAAAAAAAUCCCCUCCAGGGGGUGGAGUCAACAACAAGCUGACAAUGAAAGAGAGGCCUAGAAAGCAACUGAGAUGACUUAAAGCAACUGACAACACGCAUGUUGUCUUCAAUCCAGUUACAUCGGCUGAUGUCUCCUGGAGGCUUUGUGCUAACCUGGGACUGCCUGACUUCUUUUUUCCUGGUCCCUUGCUACUACCUUGAACACUCUGUCUAACCUCUCUCUUUCUGUUUAGCUCUUUACUACUGCCAUUAACCCUGCUGCAGGAUUUGAGUCAUCCUUCCUGACUGAUUGCUGAGACUCCAUUUUGCUGCCACACAUGGAGAAGAAAGAAGCAG
Messenger RNA from Erinaceus europaeus (western European hedgehog), 4276 nucleotides. RefSeq names its product paternally expressed 10 (gene PEG10). The record is from RefSeq and is marked reviewed. Gene Ontology annotation, molecular function: zinc ion binding; nucleic acid binding. Lineage: Eukaryota; Metazoa; Chordata; Mammalia; Eulipotyphla; Erinaceidae. Gene Ontology annotation, cellular component: cytosol.